Molecule: messenger RNA, 822 nt
Organism: Bacidia gigantensis
Lineage: Eukaryota; Fungi; Ascomycota; Lecanoromycetes; Lecanorales; Ramalinaceae
Exons: 2
Coding region: 1-822 (273 amino acids)
Molecular function (GO): protein binding
Source: RefSeq, a predicted model, not a curated record
AUGGCUCGCGUCGAGGCAAUAGUGCAAGCAGAAGUUCCCCAGACUUUAGACAACCUUGCCCAUAUAGCAUACUCCUACCUUUUUCAUGAUCUUGGUGAAUACUUCAAAGCUAUCCUGAGGCAUUUUAGGGAAAUGGCUGCAGCGUUGAAAAGCCAAAAACAUCCAUUCAACGUAAUAUUUGCCCUCCUGCUUGAAUUGGAACAGCCAUGUCUUGGACACACUCUUUCCGUCUUGCAGGACUGUCAGUCGACAAUCUUCCGACAGAAGCUCGGUCAUUUCAAUCAGAUGACGGUAGCAGCUGAACUUACAAGAUUGCAAUCCAAAACGGAGCUUCAAGGCAUAGAAGCUACGACCCAUUACCUGGGACUUCUGAAAGAGGCUGAGCAUACAGUUGGUGCUACAUGUCCACAGACUCUCGAAGUCCGCUUGGGUCUUGCAUGGCAUUAUUUGCACAUUCAUCACUGGGAGAAAGCUGGUCACACUGCCCAGGUGAUCAUCGACUUGGUUAUUCAUAGUGACCUUCCAACUUUACAGUAUAAGAGCAUUGCUUAUUAUCUUCAUGCCAUAUCUUACUUCGAAAGAUCACGGCCGGAACGCGCUGAGUUGAGUCUACGUGAGGCGAUUCGUCUUGCAGCCCAGACUUGGGGAUGGCAAGAUAGUCGUGUGCUGAAAUACAUGUCUGUUUUUCAACACUGGCUCCUCGAAUGGAGAAGGAUUGAUGAAGCGCAACAACUGCUGCAGACUAUUGAGACCCAUGUAGCUUCGAAGCAAGCCCGAAUUCACGAAUGUCGAGCUUUUGAGCACUUACAAAACAAUAUUUAA